Molecule: messenger RNA, 847 nt
Organism: Dermochelys coriacea (leatherback sea turtle)
Lineage: Eukaryota; Metazoa; Chordata; Testudines; Dermochelyidae
Product: erythroblast NAD(P)(+)--arginine ADP-ribosyltransferase-like
Molecular function (GO): NAD+-protein-arginine ADP-ribosyltransferase activity; NAD+ poly-ADP-ribosyltransferase activity
Source: RefSeq, a predicted model, not a curated record
CGCACGGCGGAGGGGAACCCCACCCUGAACUUGGCCUCUAACUCCCUGGACGACAUCUACCGAGGUUGCGUGAAGGCCAUGAAACAGCUUCUCCCAUCCCUGCUGGAAGAAGAGCUGGAGGAGAACCAGCUCUUCCGUGAGGCGUGGGACAAAGCCAAGGAGAUAUGGCUGCAGAUGGAGAACCAAGCAAUCUUCCCCAAGACGUUGAGGGCCCUCUACAGCGUCGCUGUCUUGGCCUACACUUUGCAAGAUCCACCACUCUACCAGUCGUUCAACCUGGAGACCAGAAUGGCAUGGAAGAGCCCCCAGGCAUAUGCUGGCUUUCCCUUCAAGUCCUUGCAUUUCCUCCUGACCCGGGCGGCCAAGAAGCUGGAGCCCAGUUGUGCCAAAGUCUACAGAGGAACCAAGGUGAAGUUCUCCAUCCAGGGUUUCUUCCACCUAGGAGAGAGGCAGAAGGCGGAGCAAUUUGGACACACGACCUUCUUCGUGCUGGUUUCGUGCCAGGGGUUCCUGGUGGGGAAUCUGUCCCGCGUCCCAUGGGAAGAGGAGGCGGUGGUGCCGCCCUACGAGGUGUUCCAGGUCACCAGGGUCAAGGAGACACCAAGGAAGAAGACGGUGCAUGCCAAGUUGGUGGGCGUCUGCAGCAACCGUAACUGCGCCUACCUGGGGAAAGAUGAGGGGGAGGACGCAAGGAGGGACGUGAGUUGUGGAAGGCCACCAGGGAGAUAAAAAUUAGCCCCGAGGGGGUGACAGCUCAGGUCUGGCCCUGGGGUGGGGUGGGGUGAGGAAUAGGACACAGGGCCUUUCCCCUCUAGUGGGUGCUGGCUCCUAUCCCACUCCAGGCCAG